AUGGGUCCGUACGAACGCCUCCCUUCACUUUCAAUCUCUGGACCAAUUAUCAACCAUCGCCGCUGCGAGUGUGGCUACACGGUCAACUCUACUAACAGCUCGAGCCCCUUUGCCUUAUUCACAGAUUUCCUAGAGACCGACUUCUUACACCUAUACACUCUGCCUGACAGUAUUGAUGUACCCGCCUCAGAAGCUGUGGGAUGGGCCGUACAAGCGUACAAUAUUACGCCAUCAGGGGCUAGGGGACCCUAUGGCAAGGCCGCUGAGAUCGAAAAUGUCGUCUUGAAUCCGCUACAUUCACGUCAAGACUGGACAGGGGAAGGAAAGCUAGGGGGCGCGCCUGGGCUACAGAUUUGGGUCAGGGGUCAAGAAGAUCUGCUGGGGCCCAUGGGCGAGCAGAUGGUACGUUCAGGAGAAAUCGACAGUCUGCGCCGAGAUAUGCGUUAUGGAAGCUUCAGGGUUGGAAUGAAGAUGAGUGAUGUUCCUGGCACCUGUGCUGCCUUCUUCUGGUAUCGUAACGACUCACAGGAGAUAGACAUGGAAUACCUGAGCCGUCAGAGCAAUGGUUCAUCGCCAAUCAAUCUGGUCAUUCAGUCGCCUGCCUCGGCAGAAGCAAACUACAAUGCCAUCAACACGACCACUUUCCGCGUUCAAGAUCUACCUUUCAACCCUAGCACUGGUUACCACGAGUAUCGCUUCGACUGGACACCAGAGCGGAUCGUCUUCUUCGCCGAUGGUCAGCUGCUGCAAGAGUUUGAGAACACUUUCAAUGGCGAUGCCCCUGACGCCCCUAGGACCCUGAUGCUCAAUCACUGGUCUACAGGCAACCCUGGAUGGAGUGGAGGCCCACCAGCCCAGGAUGCUGUUCUUACGCUGAGCUACGUCAAGGCCUACUUCAACUCGAGCAAUGCAACAAGAGAAGAUGAGUGGCGUGGCGUCUGUGCAGGAGACAGUUGGCAGGGGCGAACAUGUCAGAUACCCGACUUCCCCUCUCAAGGCAUCGAUCCGCAAAACACUGUGGAUUCCGGCAAGACCAGUUUCUUCAUGUAUGAGAGUGGGAAUGUCAAUCAGACGCUGUAUCCUGCGGCAAGCAGUGCCCCUGGCCUUUAUACGCCUGGAGUCUUUGGCUGGAAAGCUGGAUUUAUCUUCUCCCUGUUUCUGCUUUAG
This is a messenger RNA of Aureobasidium namibiae CBS 147.97, 1167 nucleotides long. Its product is annotated as glycoside hydrolase family 16 protein. NCBI's taxonomy places the organism in Eukaryota, Fungi, Ascomycota, Dothideomycetes, Dothideales, Saccotheciaceae. Gene Ontology annotation, molecular function: hydrolase activity, hydrolyzing O-glycosyl compounds. The record is from RefSeq and is a predicted model, not a curated record. Gene Ontology annotation, biological process: carbohydrate metabolic process. Bases 1 to 1167 code for a protein of 388 amino acids. The transcript has 4 exons.